AUGUUAAGCAAUCCAAAGCUCUACCCCUCAAAGUACAGUGUACUGCCCAGCAUUGUCAAGAAGGUGGUGGACAGCAGCUUUCAGACAAACCAGAAAGAGCAGUUGAAGGGCAGCACACCCUUAAGGCCCUCAGAGGACAAUGUGAAGACUGUCUUUAGCAAGUCAAUGAAGAAGAUGGGCUGUAAGAGCCUAACACUGCCCAUGUCACCCGCAGAGGCUCUGAAGGACUUCCAGGACCACCUGACGAACUUUGAGCAGAAAGAGAUCCUGAACUUCCCAGAGAUCUGGUUCCUGGGCCCGCGUGCUGAGAAGAUAAAGGGAUCCCAUGAGAUAUUUGAGAACUCUGAGGACAACAACUCCAACUAUGAUGUGAAUGGCGUGUACACCAUGGUCCUGCAUGAUCAUAUUGCCUACCGCUAUGAGGUGCUGGAGAAGCUUGGGCAGGGAUCCUUUGGCCUCGUCCUCAAAUGUCUUGAUCACAAGACCAAGGAGCUGGUAGCCGUGAAGGUCAUUCACAACAUUAAGAGUGCCAAACACAUGGCUCUGAAGGAACUGGAGAUCCUGGAUGUGAUCCGGAGGGAAGACCAAGAGAACCAAUAUAAUGUCAUUCAUAUGAAGGAGCACAUGUAUUUCCGAAACCACAUCUGCAUUGUCUUUGAGCUCCAGGGAAUGGACCUGUUCAAGCUCAUCAAGAAGAACAACUUCCAUGGUUUCAGCUUGUCCCAGACCCACCACUAUGCUACUUCCCUGGUCACCACUCUACAGAUGCUGCACAGGCAUAAGAUCAUUCACUGCGACCUCAAGCCGGAGAAUAUCCUCCUGCCCAAGAAAGGACACAGGAACAUCAAGGUAGCUGACUUUGGAUGCAGCUUCUAUGAGUACCAGAAAGGGUACUCUUAUGUCCAGACACGGUUCUAUCGCGCCCCAGAAGUGAUUCUGGGUCUUCCCUUCGGCACAGCUGUUGACAUGUGGAGUCUGGGCUGCAUCCUGGCUGAGCUCUACACCGGUAUCCCCCUCUUCUCUGGAACCAGUGAGGCAGACCAGCUGGCUUGCUUCAUGGAGGUCCUGGGAAUGCCCCCGGAAGAGAUUGUCCAGGCAGCACCGAGAAAGAAGAUUUUUUUUGAUACUGAGGACCAGCCUAGAAAUAACACAAGGAGGCAGUCCAACUCCAGGGACCUGGCCAGCGUGCUGAGGAGCGGGGAUAUGCUGUUUCUGGACUUUGUAAGGCGCUGUCUCAUGUGGGACCCUGCAGUGCGCAUGACUGCAGAUGAGGCCAUGCAGCAUGAAUGGAUUCAGAAACCACUAGGAACGCUGUGA
This is a messenger RNA of Megalops cyprinoides (Indo-Pacific tarpon), 1317 nucleotides long. RefSeq names its product dual specificity tyrosine-phosphorylation-regulated kinase 4-like. Bases 1 to 1317 code for a protein of 438 amino acids. Gene Ontology annotation, cellular component: nucleus. Gene Ontology annotation, molecular function: protein serine/threonine/tyrosine kinase activity; protein serine/threonine kinase activity; ATP binding. Gene Ontology annotation, biological process: peptidyl-serine phosphorylation; peptidyl-threonine phosphorylation. The transcript is spliced from 11 exons. The record is from RefSeq and is a predicted model, not a curated record. NCBI's taxonomy places the organism in Eukaryota, Metazoa, Chordata, Actinopteri, Elopiformes, Megalopidae.